AGUAGUGAAGGCAGAUAUUAAUUGAUAGAUUUGAGCACUACAUAACCCUCUCAUCGCCUCUCCCAUUCUCAUCCUAAUCUCCACCGCCUUCACCAACAUUCCCAUUCCAUCUCUCUCCCUAUCACAAUGGAAGGAUCUGGAGUCGUCACCGUCUACGGCAACGGCGCCCUCACCGAAACCGCCAAGAAAUCCUCCCCUUUCUCCGUCAAAGUCGGCCUCGCCCAAAUGCUCCGCGGCGGCGUCAUUAUGGACGUUGUCAACGCCGAACAAGCCCGCAUCGCCGAAGAAGCCGGCGCCUGCGCCGUCAUGGCUCUCGAGCGUGUCCCCGCCGACAUCCGCGCCCAAGGCGGCGUCGCUCGCAUGAGCGACCCUGAGCUCAUCAAGGAAAUCAAACAGGCCGUCACUAUCCCCGUCAUGGCCAAAGCCCGUAUCGGCCACUUCGUCGAAGCGCAGAUCCUCGAAGCUAUUGGAAUUGAUUACGUGGACGAGAGCGAGGUUCUAACCCUAGCUGAUGAAGACAACCACAUCAACAAACACAACUUCCGUAUCCCUUUCGUUUGCGGUUGUCGGAACCUCGGCGAAGCGCUCCGUCGUAUCAGAGAGGGAGCUGCCAUGAUUCGUACCAAAGGUGAAGCUGGUACGGGAAACAUUAUUGAAGCUGUUAGACAUGUUAGGUCUGUUCUCGGUGAUAUUAGGGUUCUUGCUAACAUGGAUGACGACGAGGUUUUCACUUUCUCCAAGAAAAUUGCUGCUCCUUAUGAUCUCGUUAUGCAGACGAAGCAACUCGGGAGGCUUCCGGUUGUUCAGUUUGCUGCCGGUGGUGUUGCUACUCCUGCUGAUGCGGCGUUGAUGAUGCAGCUUGGUUGUGAUGGUGUGUUUGUUGGUUCUGGUGUUUUCAAGAGUGGUGACCCGGCGAAACGUGCUAGGGCGAUUGUUCAGGCUGUUACUCAUUACAGUGAUCCUGAGGUUUUGGCUGAGGUUAGUUGUGGAUUGGGCGAAGCUAUGGUUGGGCUUAAUUUGACUGAUCAUAACGUCGAGAGGUUCGCGAAUCGGUCUGAAUGAAUGGUUUCAUCAAAUUAAGGUUCUCUUUUGCAUGGAAAUUUCUAUCUGAAAGGGUUUUAUCAUCAUCUUAUCUUACUAGUGUUUUUUAGUUGUUUCUUAUAUUUGAUUUUAAUAAGGUUAUCAUGUUUUUGCUUCUAUGUUUUUGAACUGUGUUAGAUGAAAGAAAAAAAAGAAAAAAAAAAGAAGCCAGCCUUUUGUGGCUUGUAAUAUGCUGAAUACAUGUUUUAGACAUCCAAGGUUAUUAUAGUGUUUAAACUAGUAAUGUUGAGUCUGAGGAUUCAUCAUAAACUAGAACCAUUCUUGUUGGAGUAUUGAAUUCUAUUGUUAUGUUGGAUGUACUUUUUUUUGAAUAAGUUACUAUUGGAUGUUUCUCUUUGCUCAA
Molecule: messenger RNA, 1444 nt
Organism: Vicia villosa (hairy vetch)
Lineage: Eukaryota; Viridiplantae; Streptophyta; Magnoliopsida; Fabales; Fabaceae
Product: pyridoxal 5'-phosphate synthase subunit PDX1.3-like
Exons: 1
Coding region: 127-1062 (311 amino acids)
Biological process (GO): amino acid metabolic process; pyridoxine biosynthetic process; pyridoxal 5'-phosphate biosynthetic process
Molecular function (GO): amine-lyase activity
Source: RefSeq, a predicted model, not a curated record